AUGGAACACAGCACUAGCAACGAGGCUGCGGGUGACGCUUCCAGUGUUGGAGCACCUCAAGCUACUCGACCAAAACGCAAGGUGACUUUGUCGCUAAAGGCAUUGGAAAGGUUCGAGUCUGAUAAAGAAGAAUUGGAAGUCAAGUUAGACAGGGCAUGGGAGGAAACGGAAGUGUGCCUGUCGAACAUUUCAACUACUGCUUCUGCCGAGGUCAUACAACGGACGCUGAACGAGUUAAGGGCCAGCUUCAAAGGGUAUCAACUUCUCUCGGAAAAGUAUUUUACCUUCCUCACACGGAUCGACACCGAGGAGAGCCUCCAAGUACGAGACGUACAAAAGGCUAUUGAUCAAGAACGCGAUACUUUGGUCCAGAGGACAGUUAUAGAAGCAAAGCAGCGUUUGGAGAGCCUUCUGGAAACAGCUUCGCUUCGUUCUAAUUAUUCCGGACAUUCCACGCUUUCAAGACGUUCCAUGAGAUCUGCGCGGUCCAACAUUUCUUCUGUGAGUGCGUCAGCAGCGAGAGCGAGGGCCGAUGCUGAAGCUGCCAAGGCCCGCUCGGCUUACAGUAGGAAGGAGGCAGAAACGAAACUUGAAAGAGCUCGUAUGGUGGAGGAAGAACAGAUGGCAGCUGCUGCCGCCAGGCGCAAGAGAGUGGAAUGGGAGGCCAACUUACAAUUACUUCGGGAAGAGAAGGAAGCAGCUGCGGUCGAAGCGCAGGCCAGGACACUUGAGGCAGCUGCUGACACAGAAACCGCUAAACUCGACGACGUUACAGUGGAUGGAGAUGGUUCGGUCCAGCAAGCCAAAGAUUACUUGCUACACCGAACUAUAAACCUAGACGACGGUUCACGUAUGGCUGGACGAAGUUCACUUGGAACAGACGACUUACAGCUUCAAAGGACUGAUGCUCACGGCGGAGACAUACACGGAGCACAGACCAAUACGAGCACGAGUCUUCCACGCUGUAAUCCACACGCGUCUUGGCAAACGGAUAUACCAAAGCAGUCUUACAACGCAAGCACGCUCGGAACUGGUUUAGAGAUGUGUUCUUCUGCUCCUUUGAACGUAACGCCUGCGAGCAUUAUACCUACUGGUCAACGGAUGGAAAUGGACCCUCUUCACGCGGCUUUAAGGCCUGAAGUCGAAGAAUUUAGAAUGGCCAACGCUCGCCACGAGCCUGUUAACCAUGUGCCAGUCACAGAGGCCGUCGACAGAACGACGACAGAUUUGGCAAAGUUUCUUCUCCGACGAGAACUGGUUAACACUGGCCUCGCCAAAUUUGAUGAUCAGCCCGAAAACUACAUGUCGUGGAAGUCAUCAUUCAAAAACUCUAUCGACCACUUGGGUAUCACCGCAAGUGAAGAAUUUGACCUUCUGGUCAAAUGGUUGGGAAGCGAGUCCUCGCAGCACGUGAAACGGCUCAGAUCAGUGCACGUAGGCAAUCCUUCUGCAGGGCUGCAGUUAGCGUGGGAGAGGUUGGAGGAAUGUUAUGGUAGUCCGGAAGCCAUCGAGAGUGCUCUCCUGAAAAGACUUGAAGCCUUCCCCAAGAUCUCCAACAGUGACCACCGCAAGUUACGAGAACUGGGAGACCUGCUUUUAGAAUUGGAAUCAGCAAAGGCAGAUCCUCGCCUACCGGGACUGGGUUACCUAGACACAGCUCGAGGUGUGAACCCCAUCGUGGGAAAAUUGCCAUAUGGCCUUCAGGAGAAAUGGAUGACGCAAGGGUCAAGAUACAAAGAAGAAAAGAGGGUAACAUUCCCUCCAUUCUCCUUCUUUGCAAAGUUCAUUCGGGACAUAGCAAAGACCAAAAACGACCCAAGCUUUCAUUUCGGUUCAUCCACUUCUUUCAACACUACUCGUCUAAGAGACGACAGAACCCCACCUAGGAAUGCCAGUAACAGGACAUCAGUCGCUGUCAAGAAAACAGAUAUUCUGUCAAAGGCAUCCGAUCCUGGCCCUACGGCAUCUAGGGGCAAGCCUGUCAAAGAUGCAAGCAAAGAAUGCCCUCUGCAUCGGAAACCACAUCCGCUGAACAAAUGCCGUGGCUUCCAAACCAAGCCUCUGACGGAACGGAAGGCUUUGCUCAAGGAGUUCGGGAUCUGCUUUAGGUGCUGCUCGUCGUCGGACCACUUCUCCAGAGACUGUGUGCAGGUCAUAAAAUGCGCGGUGUGUGGCAGUGAAGGACAUGCAUCUGCCCUCCACCCAGGUCCUGUCCACCAAGACACCAGCACAUCAGCAGGUGAUGUGCAGCACGGCGGGGAGGAUGACGUUCAUCCUUUGUCAACUAAAGUGAUGUCUAAAUGCACAAGUGUGUGCGGAAGCAACACUUGGGGUAGGUCUUGCUCGAAGAUAUGUCUAGUCAGAGUGCACCCAAAGGAUAAGCCGGACCUAUCAUUCAAGAUGUACGCUGUACUGGACGAUCAGAGCAACCGGUCGCUUGCCAGGCCGGCCUUUUUCGAUGUGUUCGGCGUGCAGGGAGAUGAAUCCCCCUACACACUCAAAACAUGCGCUGGGACAGUUGAGUCAUCGGGAAGACGAGCAAGUGGAUAUGUGGUAGAGUCCAUCGAUGGACGUGUAAGAGUUCCACUACCCACACUCAUCGAAUGUAUGCAAAUUCCCGACGACAGGAAUGAGAUUCCUACGCCAGAAGUGGCGCACCAUCAUCCACACUUGAAGAAAAUAUCUGGUUUAAUCCCGCCUCUGACGGACGACGCCGAAAUACUGCUUCUACUCGGCAGGGACGUUUUGCAGGUGCACAAGGUACGGCAACAACUGAAUGGUCCCAACAAUGCUCCGUAUGCCCAAAGGCUGGACCUCGGCUGGGUGGUAGUUGGUGAUGUCUGCAUCAAUGGGAUGCGGAAGCCAGACCGUAUCAGUACAUUUACCACUACACUGCUAGAGAACGGCCGCGCGAGCACUUUUACUCCGUGUCCAAGUCAUGUCUUCAUCAAAGAGAAUGUCGCACAAGGUGCUGCGAUAGCCAACUUGACGUCGAUGCCAGCUUGGUCAUGCGAUACGUUGUCGUACAUCCAAGGGCUGGGUGACUCUGUGUUUGAGACGUCGAAGGACGACAACAAGCUCGCUCCUUCAAUUGAGGACAAGCAGUUUCUGGAAAUAAUGAACAAGACAUUCGCCAAGGAUGAAGCAAACAGUUGGGUUGCUCCGCUUCCCUUUCGCACAAGGAGGAGUCCACUACCGGACAACAGGGAACAAGCACGAAUUCGGUUUGCCUCGGUCUGCCGUACCUUGGAGAAAAGACCGGAUAUGAAAGAACACUUCUUUACGUUUAUGGGCAACAUCUUUGCCAACGGACAUGCUGAGUUAGCCCCGGAACGACAAGAAGGAAAAGAAGUGUGGUACCUUCCUAUUUUCGGCGUAUAUCACCCGAAGAAGCCGGAACAGAUACGUGUUGUUUUCGACUCGAGCGCGAAGUUUCGUGGGACAUCCCUAAAUGACGUCCUUCUAACUGGGCCUAAUCUUGGAAACAGUCUUUUAGGAGUACUAAUUCGGUUCCGUAAGGAACCCUUCGCCAUCACCGCAGACAUUCAACAAAUGUUUUACUGCUUCAUCGUUCGUGAGGAGGACAGGGAGUACCUAAGAUUCCUCUGGUUCCGCGACAACGACCCGAAGAAGGAUGUUGUGGAGUACAGGAUGUGCGUCCACGUAUUCGGAAACAGCCCAUCGCCAGCUGUUGCAACGUAUGGACUUAAGCGAACCGCCCUUGAAGGUGAAAGGGAGUAUGGUACCGACGCCAGGCGAUUUGUAGAGCGAGAUUUCUAUGUGGAUGACGGGCUGAAGUCCCUCCCUACCGAAGAAGCCGCCAUCGAUCUACUCCAGCGAACGAAGGACAUGCUGGCUGUAGCAAACCUGAGGCUGCACAAAAUAGCCUCCAACAGCGUCGCAGUGAUGAAGGCUUUCCCAUCUGAGGAGCAUGCGAAAGAUCUGAAAGAUCUAGACUUGAGAACUGACUCCCCUCCGACACAAAGAAGCUUGGGCCUAAGUUGGAACAUUAAACAUGAUGCCUUCACCUUCCACGUUCCUCCCAACAAGAAGCCACACACCAGGCGGGGUCUUCUGUCUACAGUUAAUAGUUUGUACGACCCUCUUGGAUUCGCAACUCCUGUCACUGUACGUGGUCGGCUGUUGUUGAGGGAACUGUCCACCUUGACAGAAGAUUGGGACGUCGAACUACCACAAAGUAGUGAAUGGGAAGUUUGGAGGGACUCUCUAUCAGAUCUCGAAGAUAUCGAGAUACCUCGUACCUACUCGGGUAUAUCUCUCGCCACGGCGUGUCGUAAGGAGCUCUGUAUAUUUUCAGAUGCCUCAACAAAAGCCAUUGCUGCCGUGGCUUACUUAAAACUCACGGAUGCUCGUGGUCAUAACCAUGUCGGGUUCAUCCUCGGGAAAGCCAAGCUCGCACCGAAACGUGGACAUACAAUUCCAAGACUCGAGUUGUGUGGGGCGGUGCUCGCAGUGGAAAUGGCUGACGUUAUCAUCAGCGAGCUCGACGUUUGCCUUGACGAGGUGAAGUUCUACACCGACAGCAAGGUGGUACUCGGCUACAUAUACAACGAGUCCAGGAGGUUCUACGUAUACGUAAGCAAUAGGGUCGAAAGGAUCCGGAAGUCAUGUCAGCCCAAACAGUGGAAUUAUGUUCCCACUGAACAGAACCCUGCUGACAUUGCCACACGGGCAGUAUCGGCUGAUCGCCUUGCAAAGACAACGUGGUUAACUGGCCCUAACUUUUUGUACAAGACAGACGACUCGGGCUCAGAUUUUGAAUGUCAAACGUUUCGAUUGAUAGACCCUGAGGCAGACGAGGAGGUUCGUCCUGUGGUGACCACCCUUGCUACCAGCGUGUCGUCGCAGCGUCGGCUGGGUGCUCACAGAUUCGAGCGGUUUUCAAGAUGGACGAUUCUCAUUCGAACAAUAGCGAAUCUUCUGCACAUCGCUCGCUCAUUUCAUUCUCGGGGUGAUACUGCAUCGGUGUCCUGUCGACACUGGCACAUUUGCCUCGAGCCCAGGACUAAUGAAGAACUUUCCGCUGCAAAGAAACUCGUCUACAGAACCGUCCAAGGCGAAAUGUUCUCGAGUGAGAUUCGAUGCAUCCAAAAUGAGCACAGACUACCGAGGAACAGCCCACUUUGGAAGUUGAACCCCUAUAUGGACGAGGAUGGCGUCAUGAGAAUCGGAGGACGACUUCAGAACUCGACACUUGACCAAGACGGACGGCACCCUGUCAUCAUGCCCCGUCGACAUCAUAUUACUACACUACUGGUCCGACACCAUCACGAAAGGGUUGAGCAUCAAGGCCGCCAUUUCACUGAAGGUGCAGUCAGAGCGGCAGGAUUGUGGAUUGUGGGAGCAAAAAGCUGCAUCGGCUCGAUGAUUCACAAGUGCGUCAAAUGCCGCAAACUGAGGAGCAGACCUCAGAAGCAAAUCAUGGCUGAUUUGCCAAGAGACAGACUUAGCAUGGACCCACCGUUCACCUAUGUGGGCCUCGACGUGUUUGGACCAUGGAAGGUUAAAGCGCGCAGAACUAGAGGUGGACUCGCACAUAGCAAAAGGUGGGCUGUGUUGUUUACUUGCCUGUCCGUACGUGCGAUACACAUUGAAGUCAUUGAAUCGAUGGAUUCUUCGAGCUUCAUCAACGCUCUCAGACGGUUCUUGUCUAUUAGAGGUCCGGUUAAACUGCUGCGGUCCGAUUGCGGAACCAAUUUCGUCGGUGCGUGCAAAGAGUUGAAGAUCAACACUGCGUCGCCUGGUCACAACGAUGUUGGCAAAUAUCUGCAAACUCAAGAAUGCACGUGGGUUUUCAAUCCACCUCACGCCUCUCACAUGGGUGGUGCUUGGGAGCGCAUGAUCGGGAUUGUUCGUCGCAUCGUGGACUCUGUGCUUCUAGGCACGAACAAGUCAGUGAUUUCGCACGAUAUGCUUGUCACACUCUUUGCGGAGAUCGCAGCGAUCGUAAAUAGCAGACCUUUGACUCCGGUGUCAACAGAUCCGGAAAACCCAACGAUUUUGACUCCAAGUAUGAUUCUCACUCAGAAGACGGGUAGAAACCCUCCACCUCCUGGAGAAUUUGGGCAUGACAAUGUCUACCGACGGCACUGGAAACAAGUGCAGUCAAUGGCCAACACCUUUUGGGACCGCUGGAGGAAGGAAUAUCUUCCAACAUUGCAGGGCCGUCGCAGGUGGCAAACAGCUCAACGAGACGUCCGAGAAGGUGACAUUGUGUUGCUGAAGGACAAGGAUGCCGAGAGAAAUGAGUGGCCUAUGGGUCGCGUUAUCAAGACUCUACCCAGUUCUGACGGGAGGGUGCGUAAGGUAGAGCUUAAGAUCCACAAGAACGGACUAGUGAAGGUUUUCCAGAGACCCAUUUGUGAAAUUUUCCUUUUAUUAAGUGAUCAUGAACUGUGA
Molecule: messenger RNA, 6420 nt
Organism: Ornithodoros turicata
Lineage: Eukaryota; Metazoa; Arthropoda; Arachnida; Ixodida; Argasidae
Exons: 1
Coding region: 1-6420 (2139 amino acids)
Biological process (GO): DNA integration
Molecular function (GO): nucleic acid binding
Source: RefSeq, a predicted model, not a curated record